Chelonus insularis is the source of this 835-nucleotide messenger RNA. Its product is annotated as lipopolysaccharide-induced tumor necrosis factor-alpha factor homolog. Lineage: Eukaryota; Metazoa; Arthropoda; Insecta; Hymenoptera; Braconidae. Gene Ontology annotation, molecular function: zinc ion binding. The transcript has 4 exons. Bases 175 to 534 code for a protein of 119 amino acids. The record is from RefSeq and is a predicted model, not a curated record.
AUGAUCAUCUCCAAGCUUCGGGGAGUUCUAGUCAGUACAAGUGUUCUACUAAAACGUAGCAUAGCACGCAUUAUAACGAAAGCAACACGCGAGUGAGAAAUAAAGUGAAAAUCGUCAAUACGAUACUUGCUUGAAUAUCAAGGAUUAAAGGUUGUGUAAUUAAACUUUGAAAUCAUGGAUCCUAAAGGGCCUGCUUAUCAACAACCACCACCACCAGGAUUUGCUCCUCCUCCUCCUUAUUCACCCGGACCACCACCUCCUGGAAUGCCUCCAGCACCAGGUGUUGUAUUUGUUCAACAAACAGCAAGUACUUUCGGACCAGAUCCAAUGCGAAUGACAUGUCCUCACUGCCAAGCUAGCAUUUCUACGAGGGUUGAUACUGAACCUAAUACAAAAACUCAUCUUUUUGCUCUUUUACUCUGCAUUCUUGGAUGCUGGCCAUGUGCUCCGUGCCCUUAUUGUAUGGAUACUUGUUUGGCAAAGAAACAUUAUUGUCCAGCUUGUAAACAGUACCUGGGACAGUAUGAACCUUAAUGAUGCCAUCCACAAACUUACACAUUUCAUUAUUGUUUUGCAAUUCAAAUUCUUUUGCAAGCGUAUAUUAUGACGUCUCACGGAGAAAGUUGUUGCAUAUAUUAUUAUUUUAUGAAUAUAAAUUUUCCAUCAUUAUAAACUAUACUGUAAUUUAUAUACCAAAAUAUUUUAUAAAACACCAUUUUUACUGCACUGCAAGCAAUUCUAAUUGAAUAAUAUGAAAGUAAUCACGAAAAAAUAAUGGCAAUAGCUUUAAUGUUUAUGAAAUACAAGCAGAUCGAAAAAAGUCUGUAAAUGACUA